Messenger RNA from Notolabrus celidotus (New Zealand spotty), 2041 nucleotides. RefSeq names its product chromosome 2 C19orf25 homolog (gene c2h19orf25). The record is from RefSeq and is a predicted model, not a curated record. The transcript has 3 exons. Bases 293 to 616 code for a protein of 107 amino acids. NCBI's taxonomy places the organism in Eukaryota, Metazoa, Chordata, Actinopteri, Labriformes, Labridae.
CCUCAGUGCGUCUUUUGCUGACGCAGUGACGUGGCAUUCAACGUGCCGUGCAGUGUUGUUAUCCUGUAGCUUUAGCCGCCGCCUGAGAAACAUAUUGUACAUUUCAUCAGGAUCUGAUCAUAUACCGUCCUGUAGUCCGGUGAAAGCCGAGGGGACAGCCCGGAUAAGAGCUCAGACUCUCCUUUUGUUCCGGAUUAAACUCUGGUAAGUCCUGAGGAGCUGCGGUUGUUCUGGGACGUUUCAACAGAAUGCUGAACCCCCCUUAGCGAAUAUCAGGAGGACGAGCAUUAGGAUGAACAUUGGUUCUAAAAAUAAGAAGAGGGUGGUUUUACCCAGUCGCCCCGACCCCCCCACUGUGGAUCAGAUCUUGGAGGACAUCAACAGAGCCGCUCCCAAUGACCCUGUCUUCAGCAUUCUAGAGCAGACCGGACAAGACUCGUCACGGCCCUCAAACAGCGAGGUGGAUUCCAGGUUCCAGCAGUGUCGCCAGUACCUGGAGCUGAAUGAGCGCCUACAGGAGGUCAGAGGUCGUCUGCUGAGGCAGAGGGAGGAGCUACGAGCGGCGGGAGAGGAGCUGGAUAGAGAUGUAGCGGAGGUCAAAGGUCAAACAUCUUGACUCUGUGGUACUGUUGGACUGACCCUCUCAGAGCUGAGGAUCUGCUUGAUUGGCUGGAUCAGGCCCAAACCCACCUAAGUGCCCUUGAGCCAGACACUGUUCAGCAGCCGCACUGUUGACUUCUAAGGAGAAACAUGUUGCUGAAUUGAGCUGCUGAAUAUGUUGGGGUUUCCUGUCAGGGGUAAAUUAAUACACCUCAAAGUUAACAGAAAGUCCUCCAGAUGGAUUGAUCCUGCAAUUUACUUACUUAGUCAUUUCAUCUCAAUAUAUUCAAAUAAAGACAGAUUAUCAAAGUGUGAAGAGAUGGGGAAUAUGAUAUUAUUCCUGGAAACCCCAAACUGUUAAAUUCGUCAUGAAAUGAGAGGAAACAAGCAAAAUCUCAUGUUUCAGAAGUGGUAGCUCAAGUUUCAGUGUUUAUUUCAGCCCUUGUCUAUUAUCAGAUUAAUCUGAAGUGCUAUGAUGUGUUUGGACAGAAAAUAAAGUCAGGGGUGUUUUAUUUACUGACAGAACUUAUUAUUCAACAUGAGGUCCUUUCUCAUACUUUCCUCUGAUCCCUGUGUUCCUGAAGUUAUGCCAGGGCUCAAAAUUUAAUCUGAGUACCUAAAUAUGGAAAUUCAGUUAUUACACCAUCACUGACCAGAUAAUCCAUCCAACUUUCUCUCAGAUUUUCCAAAGAAACCCCAGAUCCAGAUACAGACUUUUAAAAGUUGCCAAAACCUCAACCACAUACUGCAUACUCUGUCCACAGGAGGGCACUGAAGUCCACACAAUGAUCCUGUUUAAUACUUCGCAAGGACAAAAUCUUGUGUAAUAUUUUAAAACCCCAGUCUUCUUUUAUCCACUGUGGCACUGUGUGGGUGUAGCAAAUUAAAAAUGUUGUUUGACAUACCCUCAAGAUUUCUCACAUUUCUGCAAUCCAGCCUAAAUGCAGCCCACUGCUGGGAUUGAAAUUAUUUAAAUCCUACAUCCUUUUUUUUGUGUCAAAGGAUUUAAAGGAUGUGUUCACUUUUUUGAGUCUAACUCUAUGAACAUUGAAACAGGUUUCUUUGUUGAUACUGUUCAUCUCCAUCGCUUCCUCCACAAGUAUUUGAAGUUACUAUGAAGAGAAGGCGGUGUCACAGAGUAGGAUGAUGUUGUGUCCUCAGUAUCCAUACAUUCCUUUUUUUUGUUUGGAUCACUCAUGCAGCUCAGCGAGGAAAAAACAUAUAGUCCAGAUUUUAAAUAAUGAAACUACUUGAAAUAUGGAUGUCCUCUGCAGUGAAUCCUCUGAAAACAACAGAAUUUGUUGCUCUUCUCUCACUCAAAUCAUGUAAAUGCAUCAGACUUGUUUUGUCUGUGAUCCACCCUGUGUGUUCAGUCUGAACACCUCUCUACUGCGUCACUGAAUUUCACAACAGAUUCAAAUAAAGUGUAUGACAGAAUGCA